Messenger RNA from Silurus meridionalis, 2201 nucleotides. RefSeq names its product zinc-binding protein A33-like. The coding region runs from base 49 to 1473 and encodes 474 amino acids. The transcript has 6 exons. Gene Ontology annotation, molecular function: zinc ion binding; protein binding. The record is from RefSeq and is a predicted model, not a curated record. NCBI's taxonomy places the organism in Eukaryota, Metazoa, Chordata, Actinopteri, Siluriformes, Siluridae.
CAGAAACAUUAGUUCAUCAGUAAGUGUGUAGCUCAUAAAGGUCUCAGAAUGGCGUCUAAACGGCCCUUCUCUGAGGAAGACUUCACCUGCCCUGUGUGUUGUGAUGUAUUUAAAGAACCUGUGCUCCUGUCGUGCGGUCACAGUGUGUGCAGAAGCUGCGUUCACCGAUACUGGGACACCAAAGGCUGCCAAGAGUGUCCUCUUUGUAGAAAGCGAUCUGAAAUAAGCCCUACUAUCAACCUGGCUCUGAAGAACCUGUGUCAGACCUUCCUGGAGGUCCGAGAAGAUCCAGAGACACUAUGCGACAUUCACAGAAAGAAACUGAAGCUCUUCUGUGUGACUGACAGACAUGCCGCAUGCUUGGAAUGCAAAGAUUCAAAUAAACACUCACAACACUGCUUUAUUCCUGUCGACGAAGCAGUAACGGAACUGAAGGAUGUUCUUACGAGCGCACUGAAUGCCUUGAAAAUGAAAGUUCAAUGCCUCCAAAAUGCCCAGGCCCAUUUUCACCAAAAUAUAGAUCACAUAAAGCAACAGACAGUGUAUAUAAAGAAUCAAAUAAAGGAGGAGUUUACCAAACUUCGGCAGUUUCUCCAAAAGGAGAAUAGAGCCAUGAUGGCUCAGUUGAAUAAGGAGGAAAAAGAGAAGACAAAGAGUCUGGAAAGCAAAAUAGAACAAAUCAAUCAAGAACUGCAGUCACUGUGCGGUACUAUUAGUGAUAUAAGCAAGCAAAUGGGAGUAGAAGACAUAAAAUUCUUGAAGAGCUUUGAGAAGACUUUGGCGAAAGCCGAUUACAAAGGGUCUGAUUUAAAAGUGGCUUCAGGUGAAGUUAUCAAUGUUGCAAUGUACGUAGGAAAUCUGCAGUUCAAACUCUGGAGCAAAAUGCAGAGCAUCAUUGAAUACACUCCUGUUGUUUUGGACCCAAACACAGCUCACCCACAACUCGUCCUGUCUGCAGACCUGACCAGUGUGAGAGACAGUGAUGAUGAUUGUGAGGCCAAGGCUAACAAGCCUAGCCCACCGGUUUUGUACACUCCUGGAUGGUUUAAGAGUUUGUGUGUGUUGGGCUCCGAGGGCUUUUCUUCAGGGCUGCACUGCUGGGAUGUUGAUGUAGGAAGCAACACCUUCUGGAUGCUUGGUGUUACCAGUGAGACUGUGCAACAGAAAAACCCCAGUGUAUUUCCAAGAGGAGCAUGGGGUAUUAGGUAUGAUGGGCAAAAGCUGUGUGCUCGAUCCCCUUUAGAAAUGUACACUCCCCUCACUUUGGCUGUCAAACCCAGAGUGGUCAGAAUUCGUCUGGACAUGGAUUUGAAUGAAGUGUGGUUCUUAGAUCCUGCCAGUAAUGUUAUUAUUUACAUGUUCUCGCACCACUUUACUGAGAAGGUUUUUCCAUUCUUUCACAGCAUGUGCAGUCACUCUCCUCUGAAGAUCAUUCCUCUCCAGCAUUUGGUGGUGUUAGGAGACAUUCCAUAAUGCAAUAAGUGUCAGUUACUAACAUUUGUGACUAUAGUAGAGUAAUAUAAAGUUGUAAUGUAUUUAUUGUGUUGUAGCAGCAUGAAAAAUGUGAAUUACUUUAGGCUAUAUUCUGACCAUUUGUGUGAUGUUGGAAUACUAACAUAUAUAUGUGGUAGCUCAGUGGUUAAGACGUCAGACUUCAAAUUGAAAGGUUGUACGUUCAAAUCCUAACACCACCAAGCUGCUACUCCUGGGCCCUUGACCAAGGCUCUCAACUCUUAACUAUUAUUUGCAUAAAAUGCGAUAAUUGUCAUCCUGGGUAAGGGUACCUGCUGUAAAAGUUUUGCUUCUUAAACUUUCACAGCUACGGUUGCAACAUGAUUGAUCUGUAUAAUAUAAAAUUGUGUGUCGAUUGUUUGCUCACAAUUUAGACAUAAUACUGAUGCACUUUAAAAUGUUCCUCUUCUACAUCUUGUGCUCUAACAGUUUCACUUUAUAAAGUUUGCGUUGUUAGUCAUAACCUUGCUCAGGUGACCGCUUUCAGUUAUUCACCCUGCUUUUCCUGUAUUCAUUUUCUAUUUGUGUUUGUGCCUAGUGCAAAAUAUUAUGCCAAGGGUUUUUCCAACCUGACAGAAGUAGGGGUGUCAAAUGACAUUUGUUAAAAACGUCUCUGUCACUUUCUGGCAUCUCACAGUGUGAGCAACAUUAUAAUGUCUAUGGUUAUAAUAAAGCCAUCAAAUUUGUUU